Messenger RNA from Sebastes umbrosus (honeycomb rockfish), 2743 nucleotides. RefSeq names its product fatty acyl-CoA hydrolase precursor, medium chain-like. NCBI's taxonomy places the organism in Eukaryota, Metazoa, Chordata, Actinopteri, Perciformes, Sebastidae. The coding region runs from base 319 to 2142 and encodes 607 amino acids. Gene Ontology annotation, molecular function: hydrolase activity. The record is from RefSeq and is a predicted model, not a curated record. The transcript has 13 exons.
UAACCACUGCAUCUAAUUUUAUUCUAUUUUAUUGUUAUUUUAUUAAUCUAGUUUUUACUUCACACUGUUUUACUACUAUUAUUGUUAUUAUAGCUUUUAAUUCUAUUUUAUUGCAUUUGUAUCAUGUUAUUGUCUCGUGUGCAUUGGUCUGAAAUCAUCAAACUGUUAAAUUGCUGAAAUGUUUUGUCUUUUCUGUUGUUUUCACUGUCUAAUUGUCGGCUUGUCAGUCAGCACUUUGGACUGCAACAACCUGUAUAAAGUCCAAAACUAAUAAAGUUUGAUGUGACCUUUGGUUGUGUUAUAAAACCGGCAUGUAGUAUGAAGUGCAGCACCACCUUGGUCAAAUCAGGGGAAAGCUUCUCACCAAGUGUCAUUUUGUCUUUGAGCUUCCUCCUCUCUGUACCGAGCAGUGUCGCAACAACCCCCACAGAGAACAACCACCAUGAAGAUCCGAGGAAAACAGACCAGCUUCUUUCUAACCUUUGUUUUAUUUCUCCAUGUUGCUGCAGACCUGCAUGUCCUAAUAUCCUGAUAGCACCUGAAGUCCACACAAAGCUCGGGAGCCUGAGAGGUCAGUAUGUGAGUGUAAAGGGGAAGGAGACUGGGGUCCACGCCUACCUGGGUAUCCCAUUUGCCAAGCCACCCGUCGGCCCUGCUCUGAGACUGGCUGCACCCCAGCCUGUAGAGGGAUGGGAAGGAGUGAGAGACGCCACCCGGCAGCCACCCAUGUGUGUUCAAAACAAACAGUUUUCUAUAGAUAUGUUUGAUAAACUCGGUGUGAAGUUGGCAGAGCUCCCAGACAUCUCAGAGGACUGCCUUCACCUCAACGUUUACACCCCUGCAAACAGAGCUCACAAUGCCAAGCUCCCAGUCAUGGUCUGGAUCCAUGGUGGAGGGUUUACUAUCGGGUCAGCUUCAACAUAUGAUGGCUCUGCACUGGCUGCUUACCAGGAUGUGGUUGUGGUUCUGAUCCAGUACCGCUUGGGGCUUCUGGGCUUACUCAGCACUGGUGAUGAGCACAUGUCAGGGAACUUUGGCCUGUUGGACCAGGUACAAGCUCUGAGGUGGAUCCAGCAGCACAUUCACAACUUUGGAGGAGACCCAGAUUUAGUUACCAUAUUUGGGGAGUCUGCAGGCGGAACGAGCGUAUCCCUCCUGCUUCUCUCACCAUUGUCUGAUGGCCUGUUCCACCAUGCCAUUGCUGAGAGCGGCACUGCUGCAAUUGAUAUGCUCUUUGCAAAUGAUCCUCUACCAGCAAUGCAGAUGGUAGCUAAUAUAUCCGGCUGUAGCCUCGAAAGCACGGAGAAGAUCGCUGAUUGCAUGAGAAACCUCGAUAUUAACACUAUUGAGGCUAUUGGGCAGGAUCAACAAUUGAGAAUUACUCCAAAUGUUGAUGGACACUUCCUGACAAAACCUGUGGAUGAGCUGUUCCACAAACAUGAACUUCUCACUGUACCAUUCAUGACCGGCGUUAAUAAUGAUGAAGGGGGCUGGAUACUUCCUCAGCUCCUUGCUCCUCCAAACUGGACAGAGGGAUUAGAUCGGGAGCCGGUCAUGAACAUGAUGUUCAUGUUCUACCCUAAUCCCGAAGAUGCAAUGUUAAGAGAAUUGGUGGUAGAUGAAUAUAUUGGAACCGGUGAAGAUCGUGUGAAGAAUAGAGAUGGGUUCACUGAGCUAAUUGGAGAUAUGAUGUUUACCAUUCCAGCCAUUAAGACUGCUAAUGCCCACAGAGAUGCAGGUGCCCCUGUAUACCUGUAUGAGUACCAGCAUCCUCCUAAAUUCCUGCAGUCAAAAAGGCCAAGCUUUGUUGGGAGUGACCAUGGAGAUGAACUCUUUACAGUAUUAGGAUUCUGCUUCACAACUACCCAUAUCAAAUUAGCCGAUGCAUGUGAUGAAGAUGAGGAGCAGUUGAGCAGAACCAUGAUGAGCUACUGGGCCAACUUUGCUCGCACAGGGUCUCCUAAUGGGGACGGCCUUGUCCACUGGCCAAAGUAUGGAGCAGAAGAGGACUACUUGUCAAUUGAUGUAAAGGAGCAAGUAACUGGUCAGCACCUGAAGAAGGACCAGUUUGUCUUCCUGACACAGACUCUCCCAGAGAAAGUCCGACAACACAAAGAGAAGAUGGAGCGCAGCGAGCUGUAGAACAAUCACCUCACCUUCCUCCCUUCCAUAAAUGUUUUUAUUGAUUAAUUUUAACCACAAACAAGUCAGUCAAAAAUGCAUUGGACAUACUGUGAGACAUUUGUAAAAGUAAUGUGAUGAUAAUAAUAAUGAUAACAUUUAAACAAAUUGAAUUUUAGUACUUUUUGUAGCACCAUGCAUUGUAUGAAAUUUGGAAAGGAGAACCUUUCAAAAUGUAUCUUUAGAAGAUUUUUUGAAAUGCCUCAGUUUGACUUAUAAAAAUGUGUGUGAUAGGGAGGUUGGGCAUGUUAUCAUCAUUCUGGCGUAUUGGUAAUUGACAUGCACUGUGAGUUUGCUUACACUGUUGGUAUUUUACUAACUCCACAGUCUGUUUCAGACUCACCACCACAGUCACUUGAGGAAUGAGAUCUGUAUGAGUCUCUGCUCUCCCUGAUCCAUACCCAAUGCUUAAGCCUCCGGCUCGAAAGACCAUGUAGAAACUUGACAUUUGUGGUAGCUGGGUUAUUUAAGAAACCUUUGUAUUGGCACACCAGUUUUCCAAGGAUUUCCACUUAAUUAGUUGACUGGCAGAUGAUUUACUGGCUAAAAGGUAAAUGAAAAC